Durio zibethinus is the source of this 2298-nucleotide messenger RNA. Its product is annotated as F-box protein At5g07670-like. Gene Ontology annotation, molecular function: protein binding. The record is from RefSeq and is a predicted model, not a curated record. Gene Ontology annotation, biological process: SCF-dependent proteasomal ubiquitin-dependent protein catabolic process. Gene Ontology annotation, cellular component: SCF ubiquitin ligase complex. Lineage: Eukaryota; Viridiplantae; Streptophyta; Magnoliopsida; Malvales; Malvaceae.
AAUAUAAUAAUCCCAAUCUCUUUUCUUUUGUUAUUUUUAAUUUUUAAUCCCAAUAUCAUUCGAACAAAGUUCAUUUAAGAUGCCAAGCUAUCCUCUUCAUUCAAUCCAAAGAAAAUAAUAAUAAUAAAAAAAAGCCAACUACUGUAGUUCCCAAAAAAACCUUUGUUUUCCCCCAAAUAUCCAAUUAGUGUUGUCUCAGGAUAACAACAAAAAUUUUCAAAAUCUAAAAUAAGAACAAAAGGCCAUCACCAAAAGCGCUAUUUUAAAAAAAUACGACCCCGCCGCUUCAAGAUAUCCGUUAGCCGCAUCAAAGUCAUGGACUGAACUAAAUGAGAUCUCUGUCUGAAGAAAAACAAACCCACUAAAGCUUGCAAUUUUUUCCGAGAUAUGUGAAAAUCCACUCUCUUUUGCUGGAAAAAAUAAUCCAAGGACGAUAAUUUUGUGAAGUAGGACAAGAAGGUCAAAGCGUCAGUGGCACAAGCAGAAGCAGAAGCGGGAGCCAAAGCAGACAAGAAGGCUUUGAUUAAAACGAUGUCGGUCUUGGAGGGAAACCCAGAUUCACCGUUGAAGAAGCGACCGCCGAGCUGGUCAGACAUUUGGCUCAAAAAAACCAAGCCAUUAAAGCAUGUGGUUUUCGCUAUGCAUCUUCAGUCUUUAGCUUCAAAAGAUCCCAAAUCCCAAGCCCUAAUCCCCAAUUUCGCCAACAUCGACCGAACUCUUCUCUUAUCCGACGAGCUCCUCUUAAAAAUCCUCUCAAAGUUACCCCUUUCGCAACGGAACCCUAACUCCCUCGUCUGCAAGCGGUGGCUCAAUCUCCAAGGUCGCCUCGUACGGUCCCUGAAGAUCCUAGAUUGGGACUUUCUCGAAUCAGGUCGGUUAAUCACGAGGUUCCCCAACUUAUCCCACGUGGAUUUGCUCAACGGUUGUUUGUUUUCGCCGCGAAAUUCUGGGAUUUUGUUAACUCAUCGGAUGGUUUCGAUGCAAAUGAGUUCUGGGUUUUGUUCAAAUUGGAAGCUUUUGGAACAAAGUCUAUUGCCUGUUGAAGUUGUUGAUAAAGGUCUUCAAGCACUUGCCAAUGGCUGCCCAAAUCUUCGAAGACUAGUGGUAAUUAACGCCAGUGAGUUGGGGUUGUUAACGGUGGCUGAAGAAUGUUUGACAUUGCAAGAAUUGGAGUUACAUAAAUGUAACGACAACGUUUUACGCGGGAUUGCGGCGUGUGAGAAUUUGCAAAUCCUGAAACUUGUUGGAAACGUUGAUGGACUUUAUAGUUCAUUUGUUUCCGACAUUGGGUUAACUAUCUUAGCUCAGGGGUGUGGAAGGUUAGUUAAGCUUGAGCUUAGUGGAUGUGAAGGAAGUUUUGAUGGGAUUAAAGCUAUUGGGCAAUGUUGUUUAAUGCUUGAAGAAUUGACCAUUUGUGAUCAUAGAAUGGAUGAUGGAUGGUUGGCUGCAUUGUCUUAUUGUGAGAAUUUGAAGACUUUGAAGUUGUUAUCUUGUAAGAGGAUUGAUUUGAGUCCGGGUCCGGAUGAGUAUUUGGGGUUUUGUCCAGCUCUUGAGCGGUUGCAUCUGCAAAAGUGUCAGUUGCGGAGUAAGAAGAGUGUGAGAGCGUUGUUUAGAGUAUGUGAAGCUGUGAGAGAGGUUGUUGUUCAGGGCUGCUGGGGAUUGGAUAAUGAUAUGUUCAGGUUUGCAAGUGUUUGCAGGAGAGUGAAGUUGUUACGUUUAGAAGGAUGCUCAUUGCUGACAACUGAAGGUCUGGAAGCUGUGAUUUUCUCCUGGCAGGAACUUGAAAAUCUUGUAGUGGUAUCAUGCAAGCACAUAAAGGGAAGUGACAUAUCUCCUGCACUUGCAACCAUAUUCUCUAAUCUUAAAGAGUUGAGGUGGAGGCCGGAUGCCAAAUCUCUGCUUGCAUCGAGUCUUGUAGGAACUGGCAUGGGAAAAAGAGGCGGUAAAUUUUUCAAGAGGAUAUGAGGCGCGGACUUUCUAGCAUCAAGGAUUAGAUUCUGCAAGGUUCGGCUGAUUUACCACUGUACUUCUAACAUGGAAAUAUUUUUCUCAGUCACUUUCCGGUCUGUCUGUGACACUAACUAGGUUAGCAAACAGAGGCAAAGGUUCAUCAUGUGACUGUCAAAUGUUGGUACACGUUGUUAUGUAAAACAAUUCUUUUAUAUAUAUAUCCAUCCACAUUCUGGAAUUUGAAUUUCUGUAGAGUAGAGAGCAUUAACAUUAUUCCUUUUAUCUUUCUUUAUACCUUUUCCCUCAUCUUUGUAGACAAUUUGUACAUCUUAGAGCUACAAGCAGUGU